Oncorhynchus nerka (sockeye salmon) is the source of this 1950-nucleotide messenger RNA. RefSeq names its product C-type lectin domain family 4 member M-like. The coding region runs from base 597 to 1409 and encodes 270 amino acids. Gene Ontology annotation, biological process: biological process involved in interspecies interaction between organisms. Gene Ontology annotation, cellular component: external side of plasma membrane. The record is from RefSeq and is a predicted model, not a curated record. The transcript has 7 exons. NCBI's taxonomy places the organism in Eukaryota, Metazoa, Chordata, Actinopteri, Salmoniformes, Salmonidae. Gene Ontology annotation, molecular function: D-mannose binding; fucose binding.
GUCAAUGUUAAAAUGUACAGUUAAUUAUGUAUCAUUUCUUGUAGACUGUACACAAAUCUCUCUCUCUCUAGCUCUUUUUAUUAGCAACAUGUCAUGUGACUUCCAUUACAUUUUUUUACACUCAAUUAUUAUAAAUAACUUUUAUAAUAAGAAGAACAAAGGCACAGAUUAAUAAAUAAAGGAACAAUGUCCUCUGAGUUCUACCAGCUUCCUGAUUGAAUGUGAGUCACAAAGUGCGAGCCAUAAUUUCACAUCCUUACGAACAAUGUCACAUAUAGUUAUUGCGAAAUAUGACGUCUUGCUUGAAAGUGAUUGGAUACUUAAAACAUUCUUUCAACUGCAGUGCACCACAGACAGACAACAGAGACACCAAUGGAGACGCAUAUCAGAGCAACUACUCAACUACUAGUCACUGAAGUUAGAAUCAUACAGUAGAUAUUACCAUUAGGAGUCAGUUAGAAAGGUAAUGAUUAGUAAGAUAAUACUAUAAGUAAAAGUUAAAAUCAUAUAUACCACAAUAAAAGGUCAGACAGUCUGAAUUAUUUGAUUAAUAAAUUGAAUGGGAUCAUCAUUGAUAUUCGGUACGGUUAGUUAAGAUGGCCGACUACGUCAACAAACAGGUGAUUGAAUUAAAAGAAGUUAAUGAAGAAAACCGGAACAGAGCAACGAGGAGCGUGAAGACUGAGACCCAUCUCUCAGAUGGAAGACUAAAACUCUACAGGCUGGCUGCUGUGUGUUUAGGAGUGCUGUGUGUUCUUCAAGUCACUCUCAACAUCUACCUGAGACUGGCUUUCUAUAACAGUGGCAAUGUGACUGAAGAGAGAGACCAGCUACAAACCAGUUACAACACACUGACUAAAGAGAGAGACCAGCUAAAACCCAUUUACAACAUUCUGACUAAAAAGGGAGAACAGCCACAGACCACUUACAACACCCUGACUAUAGAGAGAGACCAGCUACAGAAGGAAAGAGAUGAUCUCAUGAGAAAGUUUUCUAUUCUGAAACAAACCUGUCCUGAAGGCUGGCAGAAGUUUGAAUCCAGUUGGUACUUCCUGUCUACUGUGAAAAAACCCUGGGGGGAGAGUAGACAGGACUGUCUGGAGAGAGGAGCAGAUCUGGUGAUCGUAAACAGUGCUAAGGAACAGGAGUUUCUCUUCAGCUUCAAUAAGAGAGCCUGGAUUGGUCUGACUGACUCUGUUACUGAGGGGGCCUGGAAAUUUGUGGACGGCACCCCACUGACCACGCCAAGUUACUGGCACUCACAGCAGCCUGAUAAUGGUGGUGACAACCCAGCAAAUCGGAAGGAGGACUGUGUUGAGCUGAACACGGAAACAUGGCGUCCUGUAAAGGCAUGGAAUGACCUGUCAUGUUUACUCAAUCGUUACUGGAUUUGUGAGAAAGUGGUUUAACAUCACCAUGACAACAGAGGAGGCUGGUGGGAGGACGCGCACACAUACAGCACCUUACAGUGCACACAACUUCAUUCUCUCUCUCUCUAAGACACACCAACACACUGUAGGUACUGCACUGAGGGGCAAAACAACCUGAUAAUGGUGGUGUACCAAGAUAUAACUAGGACUGUGCUGAUGUUACUAUUGGGUAUUCUGAACCUGUAUAUAAAUAUUAUGACAUAUCAUUUACCUCUCAACAUAACUGGAUUUGUGAAGAGUUAUACAGUAGCUCAUUAUAUAGUAGUGCUACAGUGCUAAUGCAUCUCUCUCUGGUUAAACAGUGUGUAGACAUACUGUCAUCUGUAAAAUGCUUGCUGGGCUUUAAACCCAGCAGGCCCGCCGGCUUUUGUGCUUGUUUUUUUUGUUUAUGGUGUGUGAAUAUUUUGUGGAUUUCAUUUUUCCGAACAGUUUUGUUGGACUGGGUCUUUAUGCACCCUUGUGUGUGUGGCGUGACCUUCUCUCUGUUUUUUGGAAAUAAACGAUCCACAUCUUUGUACUA